This is a messenger RNA of Toxotes jaculatrix (banded archerfish), 2238 nucleotides long. It is a transcript of the gene dhx32a, whose product is annotated as DEAH (Asp-Glu-Ala-His) box polypeptide 32a. The transcript is spliced from 11 exons. Gene Ontology annotation, molecular function: RNA binding. Gene Ontology annotation, cellular component: spliceosomal complex; intracellular anatomical structure. The coding region runs from base 19 to 2238 and encodes 739 amino acids. The record is from RefSeq and is a predicted model, not a curated record. Lineage: Eukaryota; Metazoa; Chordata; Actinopteri; Toxotidae.
AACAAAGAUAAAUGUGUCAUGUUGGAGGAAAAUAAUUCAGCGGAGCCAGACCUUUACCCCGAGAGCGAAGAAUGUCCCGGGGAAGAUUCAUUUGGCUUUGGAGAUGAUCUGGAGUUAAAUCAGUUCGAUGGGUUGCCCUUUUCUACACGUUACUAUAAAUUACUAAAAGAGAGGAAAACUCUGCCUGUGUGGAAGGUCAGGUGCGAGUUUGAGGAUGUUCUGAUAAACAAUCAGCUGGUUAUUGUGUGUGGGACAGCAAAGACUGGGAGGAGUACACAGAUCCCUCAGUGGUGUGCAGAGUUCUGCUUGUCUGCCCAGUACCAGCAUGGCAUGGUUGUGUGCACACAGACCAACAGGCAACAGGCUGUAGAUCUGGCCUUGCGUGUGGCUGAUGAAAUGGAUGUCAACAUAGGCCAUGAAGUGGGUUACGCCAUCCCUCUGGAGACCUGUUGCUCUUCCGACACUGUUCUGAGAUAUUGCACUGAUGAUAUGCUGCUGAGAGAGAUGAUGUCAGAUCCUUUUCUGGAGCAUUACGGAGCCAUCAUUAUCGACCAGGCCCAUGAGAGGACAGUCAGCACAGACACACUACUAGGUCUCCUCAAGGACAUCCUGGCACAGAGGCCUGAGCUCAGGGUGGUGGUCCUCACUGUCCCACCCAUGACUGACAAGCUGCUGAGCCACUACGGCAACAUCCCACUCAUCAAUUUGGAGACUACAUGUCCUUCUGAAGUGGUCCACAGCAACAGCAGCAACAAGGACUACUUCUACUCGGCACUGAGACUGGUGCUGGAGAUCCAUCGAACCAAAGAGGAUGGAGAUGUUGUUGUGUUUUUUGCCUCAGAUGAGGAGGUCCAUUGUGCUCAAGGCAUCCUCCAGAGAGAGGGCACCAGGCUGGGAGCGGACUUGGGUCAGAUGGUGCCUGUGGUCCUGCAUCCAGGCCAGGGAGGGCCUUUCCUGACCAAGCAACCAGGCUGCAAGAGUUCCAGGAGAGUAUUCCUUUCUACCCAUCGGGGGGAGGACAUGUGGUGGGCUACAGAGUCUGUCAACUUUGUCAUUGACACAGGCGUUCAGAAAAAAAUGGUGUACAAUCCAAGAAUAAGAGCUAACUCGGAAGUACUUCGACCCAUCAGCCAGUGUCAGGCAGAAAUACGCAGGCUACUAUCUGGGCCAACAGGUAAAUGUUUCAGCCUGUAUCCAGAUGACAGCCAGCUUCCUGCACAGAACCCCCCACAGAUCUUAGAGUCCAACAUCACACCAACAGUCCUUUUCCUAAAAAGGAUGGAGAUAGCAGGCCUUGGACAGUGUGAUUUCAUCGACAGACCAGAUCCCGAGGGUCUCAUGCAGGCAUUGGAGGAGCUGGACUACCUCGCAGCUUUGGAUGAUGAUGGCAACUUGUCUGAGAUUGGCGUCAUAAUGUCUGAAAUCCCUCUGGACCCUCAGAUGGCCAAGGCCCUGCUAGCAUCCUGCGAGUUUGACUGUGUGAGUGAGAUGCUGACGAUUGCAGCGAUGCUGUCAGCCCCAAGCUGCUUCCUGAAGCCACCUGUUGGUAUGACCCACGAGGCAGUCCAGUGUCACAGAAAGUUCCAGCAUCCCGAAGGCGACCACUUCACCCUCAUAAACAUCUACAAUGCCUUCAAACAAAGCCAGAGAGAACAAUACUUCAGUGCUGAAAAGUGGUGCCAGGACUAUUUCCUGGAUCAUUCUGCCCUGAAGACAGCUGAGGCCAUUAGAUCAGAGUUGACUGACACUCUGAACAGGAUUGAACUUCCCAUCUCUGACCCCUCCUUUGGAACCAAAUCCAACACCCUCAACAUCAAAAGAGCUCUCCUGGCUGGGUUCUUCAUGCAGAUCGCUCGAGAUGUGGAUGGAUCUGGAAACUACUUCAUUUUGACACACAAACACAUGGCCCAGGUUCACCCGCUCUCCAGCUACGGAGCUCAGUCACAGAAGCUUGGACUGCCAGAGUGGGUUGUUUUCCACGAGUACACUCUGUCGGAGAACAACUGCAUGAGAACAGUCUCGGAAAUUUCCCCUCAAGUGUUCAUUCAAAUGGCACCACUGUACUUCUUCUACAAUCUGCCCCCUAGUGAAAGCAAAGACAUACUGCAAGACAUGUUGGACCCACAUGGAGCCAGAAAAUGUAAAGAUGAGAAACAGAAAGCUGCAGCAAUCAGCAGUGAUGCCAGCAGCAGCUGUGCAGUGAUGCCGCAGACUUAUGACAGAUGUGUGGUUCAGUGA